Molecule: messenger RNA, 2139 nt
Organism: Rotaria socialis
Lineage: Eukaryota; Metazoa; Rotifera; Eurotatoria; Philodinida; Philodinidae
Source: the annotation of a GenBank genome assembly
AUGAAUAAUUCAUGGCUAAACCUUACUAAUCAAUCAGUUAUAAAUGAAAAUGAUGAACGUUUUAAUUUUCAAUCAACUUCGGAAGACUUCUUUACUCGUGAAGGUGAACGAUUCAUGCGUGAAGAUCCUAUGUUACCAUUUUCAAAUUCUAUUCUGACUGAUAUAACACAAAGUCAAGAUCAAUCGUGGUCGAAUGAAUUAAAUCCAGGUAGUCCUGGUUGUUCAACAACAACUUUUUUUAUGGCUAAAUCAUCAACACCUGAUGAAAUGCUCGAUGCACUUCUUGCUGGACAAACGGAUGGAAUUGGAACAAAAGAAAAUCAUCAAUCACAAGCUUUUCGAAAUAUGGGUACAGGAUGGGAUGAACCAUCAUUAUUUAAUAAAAAAUCAGCUAGUGGAAUUAAUUUGCGUCUUCACAAAGAUUCACCUUUUAAUGAAAAUUGUAAUACCAUUGUUAAAAAAUCUAAGACUGUAUUGUCAGCAUUACAACCUACCAAAGGCGAAGUGAGUCGUUCAUUAUUUGAAGUAAAACCAACAUCGACAUCGACUAGUGUUAAUUGUGAUAUGCUCGAUCUAACAACAAAUAGUAAUAAUAAUCGUCGACAUAGCUUAGAUUUAUCUGAUAGUAUGUCAAUACUUUCACUUCAUUGCCGCCAUGGUCAUCAUCUAAAUGGAAAUAUUUAUUCGAAUUUGAGCUCGAAUACAGAUGUAUCAACAGUUAAUACUGAAACUCAAACGUCUCAAUUAGCAGGAUCAUCAUCGUCGUCUUCGACAAGUUCAACGUGUACUCAAAUUCAUCAAAAACAGCAACAGCAAUCACAACAGCAACAACCACAACAGCAUUUAUUUCCAUCAGCUCAUUUUCCACCAUGGCCAUCACAACAUCCUCAACCUCUAUUUUAUCCAGUAGUUUCUUAUCAUCCUAUUUAUUCUUAUGCACCAACAAAUUCAACAGCCAUUCAACAUCAAUCAGCACCACUUUGUAUUCAUCCACCACCAACAACUAUUAGCAGUUCAUCAGAUAUUUACAGUCAACAUCAUGAUAUCAAUAGUCCAAUUAUUACUUCACUUCAUAGUCAACCAAGUGAUGAUAAAUCAUCAACAACAUCUUUUCAACGCAACAGUCGUUCAUCAUCGUCAUCAUUACUGUCAGCUAAUUCACAACGUUUGAGUCAACAUCAAUUGACUGAACAACAUGAUCAUUGGUGGCUUGAUAUUCCAUCAACUAAAAUAUUUCGUAUGCCAUCAUGUUAUGCUAAACAGACAAGUUCAAUUGAUGUGCCUAUUAAAAAUAAUGGUUCCGUUGAUAUCACAUUAUCGAUCAAUAUUCAUAAAUGGGAUAUAAUCUCAGAUUCGAGUUCAACAUUAAAUGAGCAUAAUCAAAUAAUUCCAUUUCAAUUAGACAAAACUGAAUAUAUGAUUAAAUCACAACAAGAUAUUAUGAUUAAAGUAUAUUUUUGUCCAUUUCAAACAGGCAAUUAUCAAUGUAAACUGAAUAUGAAAUGUCAAUUUUGUCCUCCACAUCAAUCUAUAUUAUCAGCAUCACUUGUUACAUUAGUUGGUGUUUGCCAUGAUCUACGAAAUGAACAUCCAGUAUUACUUUCAUCAACAAAAGAACAACAACGAAAAUUGGAUGAACAAUUUACUAGUCGAACAUCAUCUCAAAGUCAAGUAUCAGAUAUGUCAUUAGCAUCUACAACAGCUCAAAGUGAUGGUGACCUUACGUCAACUAGUCAACAUCGACAAAAAGAUGCUAUACUUGAUAUUGCUAAUCAGAUUGGUAUUGAACAAAAUAUACUUGAUUUUGGUCAAGUUUUUAUUAAUGAUGAUUUAACAACAAAUUCCAAAACUCUUAAAUUAACAAUUAAAAAUUAUAGUCGAUCGGAUCCAUGCGAUGCUGAUAUAACUGAACCACAUUUACCAUUUUGUAUUAGUGUACGUCGUGCUACAAUUAGAGAAAAAUCAUUUGUUAAAUUAACAUGUAAAUUUCGUCCAAAAAAAAUUGGUCUCUAUAGUGAAAAUGUUAUAUUAACAAUAAAACGACGAAAUAAUUUUAAAACAACCAUUACAUUAACUGGUCGAUGUAUUAUGGGAAGUAUGAACACAAUCUUGCAUGAUUCAAUGGAAAAUGAAGAAUAG